AUGAUGCACGAUGCUGAAAAGAAUAAGGCCUUCCAAUCAAUUUUUCAUUAUGUUGGAUUGAGUGAUGAUCUGAAAAUCAAGAUGUUCAGAGAUGCCAAAAUCAAUGAAAUCAUUAGAAAAGCGCUGAACGAGUGUAUGUUAAUUUGCAAGGAGCGUGAAGAACGUAAAGAAAGGACUAUGACUGUUGAAUACCGUGAAAUGAUGUUUAGAUUCUUGCAAAAAUCCAAUCCAGGAAUGUUCAAAUUCGCUAAAAACGGAGCGAUCGAGUUGAGUGAGGAGUAUCAGAAAAAGAAAGAUGAGUUAGGAAAAACGGAAACUUUGGUAGCAAACGAAAGCACAGAAUCUAACGACGAUGUGGAUCAAAGCUCCGACGACGAGAAUAAUGACAACAAAGUCACCGGAGUUCAAAGCUAUCUUGUUUCCAGAAUGACUCGUCAGAAUUCAAUCAUCUUCACGCUUGGUUUUCUCUUCCCAAUUCUGGUAUCUCUUAUUUUGUAUUUAUUUGUUAACGAUUCCCUGUUUUUGAUGGGUUACUAG
Molecule: messenger RNA, 537 nt
Organism: Caenorhabditis remanei
Lineage: Eukaryota; Metazoa; Nematoda; Chromadorea; Rhabditida; Rhabditidae
Exons: 4
Coding region: 1-537 (178 amino acids)
Source: RefSeq, a predicted model, not a curated record